AUGCACUGUUGGUGGUGUUCUUGCUUGCGGGUACAACCUGGAUUAUAUAAGGGUGUAUUUGACGGUUGGAAGACCAUUACUAAGGCAGAAGGUUUCCGUGGCGUAUUUACCGGUAUUGGACCUACUGCUAUUGGCUACUCUCUUCAAGGAGCAGGAAAAUACGGUCUCUACGAGGUCUUCAAGUACAAAUAUGCCAACUUGGUAGGUGAGGAUGUAGCACACAACCACCGUACCAUUCUUUAUCUUGGUGCAUCUGCCUCCGCCGAACUGUUUGCUGAUGUAUUGCUCUGCCCUAUGGAAGCUCUCAAAGUAAGAAUGCAGACUUCUAUUCCUCCCUUUGCAAAGACAACUGGCGAAGGUUUUAAGAAGAUUAUGGCAACGGAAGGCAUCAACGGUUUUUAUAAGGGUUUAGUACCUCUUUGGUGUCGUCAGGUCCCAUACACCAUGGUAAAGUUUGCGUCAUUUGAAAAGACAGUCGAGAUACUUUACAAGACAUUUAUGCCUAAACCUAAAAGUGAGUACAACAAGGUCCAACAGUUGGGUGUUAGUUUUGCUGGUGGUUAUAUUGCUGGUGUGUUCUGUGCCGUUGUAUCACAUCCUGCUGAUGUUCUGGUGUCUAAAUUAAACAACCAAAAGAAGGCUGUUGCUGGUGAACAUCAAGCUUCCGCCAUGGAAGUUAUCAAAAAGUUGGGUUUGCGUGGUCUUUGGACUGGUUUAGGUCCUCGUAUUUUCAUGAUUGGUACUUUGACUGCACUCCAAUGGUUGGUUUAUGAUUCAUUCAAGGUAGCAGUUGGUCUUCCUACCAGCGGUGCUGCUGACCCAGCCCCUGCUGAAGAGAAAGUUAAGAUCGAAUAA
Mucor mucedo is the source of this 855-nucleotide messenger RNA. Its product is annotated as mitochondrial carrier domain-containing protein. Gene Ontology annotation, biological process: mitochondrial phosphate ion transmembrane transport. Gene Ontology annotation, molecular function: phosphate transmembrane transporter activity. Gene Ontology annotation, cellular component: mitochondrial inner membrane. The record is from RefSeq and is a predicted model, not a curated record. The coding region runs from base 1 to 855 and encodes 284 amino acids. NCBI's taxonomy places the organism in Eukaryota, Fungi, Mucoromycota, Mucoromycetes, Mucorales, Mucoraceae. The transcript has 3 exons.